UGCGAAAUUCGAUAAAUAUAGAAUUCGGCGUACGUUUGGUGGCUUAUUCAAUUUCCAGCUAGUGUUCUGCGUUGCAGGAGGUGCUGUUUACGAAAAAGUGCAUUCGAUUCGAUUCUGAAUUGAAUAUCGUCGAGAAACCUGCACUAGGACUAUUAUUAGAUCUACCUUGGGGCUUCUACCGGAGAAUUUCAUUCAAAAAAUACCCUUUCCUCAUUCCACUAAGAACCGUUUGUAUACAAUUUAGUUCGGCUCUAUGGCUUCCGAGCCGUGGCUGCCGCCACCUAAACAAGGUCUUUACGACCCUCAACUUGAAAAAGAAGCUUGCGGCGUUGGAUUUAUUGCCGCUAUCGAUGGAAAACGUACCAAUAAGAUUAUUGUGGACGCUCAGCGUCUUUCCACUGCUAUGAACCAUCGUGGAGCUUGCGCUUGCGAUAAUGAUACAGGAGAUGGUGCUGGAAUUCUUUCGGCAAUUCCACAUGAAUUAUAUUCAGCUAAUUUAAAAGAUUCCUAUGGUGUUCAAUUACCACCUUUGGGUCACUAUGCAACGGGAAUUUUCUAUUUGGAUAAACUUCAUCAUCAAGAAUCGGAAGAAAAAUUUGCUGCUCUUGCUAAAGAUCUUGGAAUGUCGGUUCUCGCUUGGAGAACUGUUCCAACAGAUAGUUCAUCGAUUGGAACUGUUGCGAGAAAUUCCGAGCCGUUCAUGAGACAAGUUUUUGUUGUUCCUGCUAACACGGAAGUUCCAGAGGAUGUAUUAGAUACUCAAUUCUUCGUAUUACGAAAACGAGCUACUCAUUUGAUUCCAUCACCUGGAAAACGUUUCUACAUUUGUUCGCUAAGCAGAAGGAUAAUUGUUUACAAAGGACAAUUAACGUCGGAUCAAUUAUGGUUGUACUUUCCUGAUCUGUUGGAUCCGCUCUUUGUGACAUAUUUGGCUUUGGUGCAUACCAGGUUUUCAACGAAUACGUUUCCGAGCUGGGAAAGAGCUCAUCCUUUAAGAAUGUUGGCUCAUAAUGGAGAGAUUAACACUUUACGUGGUAAUGUUAAUUUUAUGAAAGCCAGGGAAGGUGUUAUGAAGAGUGAUAUUUUCAAAGAAAACUUACAAAAUUUAUAUCCAGUUGUUGAACCUAACUUAUCAGAUAGUGGUUCAGCUGAUUGUGUGUUAGAAUUUUUGGUACAUGCGGGAAAAAGAUCUUUACCAGAAGCUGUUAUGACGAUGGUACCAGAAGCUUGGCAAAAUGAUCCAACAAUGUCCAGUGAUAAACGUGAUUAUUACAAAUGGGCUGCAUGUUGUAUGGAACCAUGGGAUGGACCAGCUUUGAUUUCAUUCACAGAUGGUCGCUAUGUUGGCGCGAUUUUAGAUAGAAACGGUUUAAGACCAUCUCGAUUUUAUAUCACGAAAGAUAACGUUAUGGUUAUGGCCAGCGAGGUGGGAGUUUACGAUGUUGCACCUGAAAAUGUCAUCUUUAAAAGUCGUCUAAAACCGGGACGAAUGUUACUUAUUGACACCGUCGAGAAGAAAGUGAUACAAGAUAUUGAAUUGAAAAAAAAUAUUGCUCAUGCAAGACCUCAUUCAAUUUGGCUAAAAGAGCAGACGAUUACAAUGGAAGAGCUUCGCCAAGCUCAUUUAACAUCUGGAAAUCCAAUAAAAGCACCAUAUCAACCAAGUGGAUUAGAUGAUAAAAGACUUUCACUGUUUGGGUAUUCAACAGAGGGAAUUCAAAUGUUACUUCUUCCAAUGAUUAAUAACAAGAAAGAAGCUUUGGGAAGUAUGGGAAACGACGCCCCAUUAGCUUGUUUAUCCCAAUUCCAACCACUCCUUUAUGAUUACUUUAAACAACUUUUCGCGCAAGUUACCAACCCACCAAUAGAUCCUUUCAGGGAAAAAGUCGUCAUGUCGCUUCAAUGUCCAAUUGGUCCUGAAUCGAAUAUUUUAGAACCAUCCUCAAAACAAGUCCAUCGCCUUUGGCUUCAACAACCGAUUCUUUCAAUAUCCGAUUUAGAAGUUUUAAAAUUAACUUCCCACCGCAAUUGGUCGUGUCAAGUAAUUGAUAUUACCUACGACGCUUUUGAAGGACCGCCAGGUUUAAAAACGCGUUUAGAUCAAAUUUGUUUAGAGUCGGAAAAAGCCAGCAAGAAAAAUGAAAUUUUAAUCUUAUCAGAUCGACAAGCCGGGGAAGAACGAGUACCCAUAAGCAGUCUUUUAGCUUUAGGCGCCGUUCAUCAUCACUUAAUUGAAACUAGAAAUCGUAUGAAAGUUGCGUUAGUAAUUGAAUCUGGCGAACCAAGAGAAGUCCAUCACAUCUGCGUUCUUCUUGGUUAUGGUGCAGACGCAAUUUGUCCUUAUUUAGCUUUAGAAUUAGCGUCAAGUUUAAGAGAUACCGGCGUUUUAGAUGGUGGUUUCACCGACGAGAUUAUCUAUCAAAAUUACGCCCAAGCUAUGCAAACCGGAAUUAGCAAAGUUAUGGCUAAAAUGGGAAUUUCAACGUUACAAUCUUAUAAGGGAGCUCAAAUUUUUGAAGCGAUUGGUUUGGGGGAGGAUAUUAUUGAUAAAUGUUUUAAAGGUACACCUUCUCGAGUUGGAGGUCUUCCUAUGGAUAUGUUGGCUAUUGAAAUUUAUGAACGACAUAGAAAUACUUAUAAAAAACAACCGGAUACUUUAGUUUUAAAAGAUAUUGGGGUGUAUCAUUAUAGAACAGGUGGAGAAAAACAUAUUAAUGAUCCUGCUAGUAUUGCGUCUCUUCAAGAAGCAGCAUCAUCUAAAAGUCAAAACGCUUAUGAUAAAUUUAGAGAAGCAACAAUGGCUGCAGUAAGAAGUUGCCUUCUUCGAGGUAGAUUAGAACUAAGAACUUUAGAUCAACCUUUACCACUUUCAGAAAUAGAACCGGCCUCCGAAAUUGUUAAAAGAUUCAACACUGGCGCGAUGAGUUUUGGUUCUAUCAGCAUGGAAUCCCAUUCAGCUUUAGCUGUAGCUAUGAAUAAAAUUGGUGGAAAAAGUAAUACAGGUGAAGGUGGCGAAGAUCCAGCUCGUUAUUUAGAUUCGCAAAGACGUUCGGCAAUUAAACAAGUUGCUUCGGGUCGUUUCGGCGUAACAUCGUCCUAUUUAGCCCACGCCGAUGAUUUACAAAUAAAAAUGGCGCAGGGUGCUAAACCUGGUGAAGGUGGCGAACUCCCCGGUUUUAAAGUAUCGGCGGAAAUUGCGAAGAUGCGUCAUUCCGUUCCUGGGGUUGGUUUGAUUUCGCCUCCACCUCACCACGAUAUUUAUUCAAUUGAAGAUUUAGCCGAACUGAUUUACGAUUUAAAAUGCGCCAAUCCUAUGGCGAGAAUUUCCGUUAAAUUAGUUUCUGAGGUUGGAGUUGGUGUUGUUGCUUCUGGAGUUGCUAAAGGAAAAGCUGAACAUAUCGUUGUUUCCGGGCAAGAAGGUGGGACUGGAGCUAGUUCUUGGACUGGUAUUAAAAAUGCUGGGUUACCUUGGGAAUUGGGGGUUGCAGAAACUCAUCAGGUGUUAGUUUUGAACAAUCUAAGAUCUAGGAUUGUUUUACAAGCUGAUGGAAAUAUCAGAACAGGUUUCGAUGUAAUUGUUGCUGCUAUAUUAGGAGCAGAUGAAAUGGGUUUUAGCACUGCCCCACUAAUUGCUAUGGGAUGCACAAUGAUGCGAAAAUGCCAUUUAAACACUUGCCCAGUUGGAAUAGCCACGCAAGAUCCGAUUCUUCGCAAAAAAUUCACUGGUCAACCGGAACACGUCAUCAAUUACUUCUUUAUGUUAGCGGAAGAAGUUCGAUUACACAUGGCUGCUAUAGGUGUUCGGAAUUUCCAACAAUUAAUUGGACGAACGGAUCUUUUAAAACCCCUCGAAUCCGGAAGUAACAAAGCGAGAUGUCUCAACUUAAACAUGAUCUUACAAAAUGCUCUUCAUAUGCGACCUGGAGUUAAUAUCGUCGGGGGUUCAGAACGUCAAGAUUUUCAAUUAGAACAACGAUUAGAUAACGAAUUAAUCAAAAAUUGUCAAGAAAUCAUUGAUGGAACUAAAAAGGAAGUUAAAAUCAAUCUUAAAAUCACCAAUGAAUGUCGUGCUUUCGGCUCAACUUUAAGUUAUUAUAUUUCAAAGAAAUACAACGAAGAAGGAUUACCUGACGGUCAACGUAUUUUAAUAAAUCUAACUGGAAGUGCCGGCCAAAGUUUUUGUGCUUUCUUAGCGAAAGGAAUUACGUGUAUUUUAGAAGGUGAUGCGAAUGAUUAUGUCGGUAAAGGUUUAUCAGGAGGAGAAGUAAUUAUUUAUCCUCCAAAAGCAUCGCCGUUUGAAUCACAUUUAAACGUAAUCGUGGGUAAUGUUUGUUUAUAUGGCGCAACUUCCGGUAAAGCCUUCAUGCGGGGUAUCGCAUCAGAAAGGUUCGCUGUGCGAAAUUCUGGUGCGACAGCCGUUGUUGAAGGCGUCGGUGACCACGGUUGCGAAUACAUGACUGGAGGAACUGUUUUAAUUCUCGGAUUAACCGGAAGAAACUUCGCUGCGGGAAUGUCAGGUGGAAUUGCGUACGUUUGGGAUAUCGAUGGUUCAUUUUCAAUGAAAUGUAAUCCAGAAAUGGUCGAAUUAUGUAAAUUGGAAGAAAAAGAUGAUGUUAGUUUGGUUAAGGGAUUAUUAAAAGAGUUUAUCGAAAAAACCGGAAGUGUUCUCGCUGAGAAAUUAUUAAAUGAUUUUGAAACGUAUCGUUCUCAAUUCGUUAAAGUAUUCCCAUAUGAAUAUCAAAGAGCUUUGAAGAGUAUGAAACAAAUCGAAGAAAAUGGGGUUAAAACUAAUAACGUUGCAAAACCGGCCGUGAAUGGUUUUGAACCGAAAAUUCAGGAUAUUGAGGAUGUUAUUCCGGAUGGUGUUGUUGAACAAAAAAAAUUAGAUAAAAUUCGCGGGUUUAUGAAAUAUCCCAGAGAAACCGGACUUUAUCGUCCGGCUGAAAAGCGAUUGAAAGAUUGGGAUGAAAUUUAUAAUUUCACCCACGUGCGGAAAGGUUUACGUAUUCAAGCAGCUCGUUGUAUGGAUUGUGGCAUUCCAUUUUGUCAGUCGAAUAGUCAUGGUUGUCCGUUAGGUAAUAUUAUACCUAAAUGGAACCAUUUGGUUUAUCAAAAUAAUUGGAAGGAAGCUUUGGCCCAAUUACUUCAAACAAAUAAUUUCCCAGAAUUUACUGGACGUGUUUGUCCAGCACCAUGUGAAGCUGCUUGCGUUUUAGGCAUUUCAGAACCUAGCGUAACCAUUAAGAACAUCGAAUGCGCAAUUAUCGACCAUGCUUUUGAGCAAGGUUGGAUUAAACCACAACCACCAACUGUAAGAAGUGGAAAAACUGUUGCUGUUGUUGGUUCUGGCCCGGCUGGUUUAGCUUGUGCAGCACAAUUAAAUAAAGCUGGACAUUUAGUAACCGUUUUUGAAAGAAACGAUCGUAUUGGUGGUCUUUUAGAAUAUGGAAUUCCAACGAUGAAAUUAAGCAAAACCGUUGUGCAAAGGAGAGUUGAUUUAAUGGCAGCUGAAGGAGUUAUUUUUAAAACGAAUGUUAACGUAGGAAAAGAUAUUUCAGCAAAAGAAUUGAGUGAAGAAUACGAUGCGGUUGUUUUAUGUACUGGGGCUACAUGGCCUAGAGAUUUACCAAUCCCUGGGCGGCAAUUAGGUGGGAUACAUUUCGCGAUGGAAUUUUUAGAGUCUUGGCAAAAACGCCAAUUAGGUACAAACCAACCUGGUCCUCACGCUAAAGACAAAGAUGUCAUAGUAAUCGGAGGUGGCGACACCGGAUGUGAUUGCAUCGCAACGUCUUUAAGACAUGGUGCAAAAUCAAUAGUGACAUUUGAAAUUUUACCAGAACCGGGACCUAAACGUGGUAAAGAUAAUCCUUGGCCUCAAUGGCCGAGAAUUUUCAAAGUUGAUUAUGGACACGAAGAGGUUAAGAUUAGACACGGAAAAGAUCCUCGUGUUUUCAGCAUAAUGACGAAAGAAUUUAUUGAUGAUGGUAAAGGAAAUAUUAGUGGGAUUCGUACCGUGAAUAUCGAUUGGGAAAAAGAUGAUAGUGGCCGUUGGGAAAUGAAACAAAAACCGGAAACUGAGAAAGUUUAUCCCGCUGAUUUAAUACUUUUAGCGAUGGGAUUCUUAGGACCAGAACGAUCAAUUUCCGAUCAAUUAGAUUUAGAUUUGGAUGCUAGAUCGAAUUAUGAAACGAAUAAUUAUCGUACAAAUAUUAAUAAUGUUUUUGCAGCUGGAGAUUGUCGUAGAGGCCAAUCUUUAGUUGUUUGGGCAAUAUCAGAAGGUCGUCAAGCAGCACGAGCUGUCGAUGAAUUCUUUAAAGGUGAAUCAGCACUACCAGGUCCUGGAGGAAUAAUCCAACCAAAUCCAAACCCGGUUUUUUGCCCCGUUUAAAACCUAUCAAGUAUUAAAACUUUGAGAAUUUCUUUUUUAAAACUUUAAAUAUAGGAAUAAUCAACAAUAAUUCGAGAAAUUUUAAAAAAUCAAUACGUUUCGAGUCAGAUCUCUUUUUCUUUCUUAUUUUUUUAUACUUUUAAGAUUUUAAGUUUCCACGGAUCUGGUUUUAUACACAAACAAGCGUUGUGAUUAAAAAACGAAGAAAUUUUCCUUUUUAAUUUAAAAAAAUUUAAGAUCUUUGGAGUCUUUGUAUUUUAUGUGUUUAAGAAAGGUGUAGAUAGGCGAAAAUGUUGGCCGUGUUGAAUUCGAUUUUCAUCAUGGGGUUCUAGUUAAAACUUUUUGAAUUAAAAUAUAUGUUGUUAUAAAAUAAAGAAAAUUAAAUAGUU
Molecule: messenger RNA, 6777 nt
Organism: Onthophagus taurus
Lineage: Eukaryota; Metazoa; Arthropoda; Insecta; Coleoptera; Scarabaeidae
Source: RefSeq, a predicted model, not a curated record